Messenger RNA from Ylistrum balloti, 771 nucleotides. Its product is annotated as brain-specific homeobox protein homolog. Gene Ontology annotation, biological process: regulation of DNA-templated transcription. Gene Ontology annotation, molecular function: DNA binding; DNA-binding transcription factor activity, RNA polymerase II-specific. The coding region runs from base 1 to 771 and encodes 256 amino acids. NCBI's taxonomy places the organism in Eukaryota, Metazoa, Mollusca, Bivalvia, Pectinida, Pectinidae. The transcript is spliced from 3 exons. The record is from RefSeq and is a predicted model, not a curated record.
AUGAAUUUGACACCGUUCAGCUCGGAAGGACAUCCCGCUCCACGUCACACGCAUACGUCGUUUUUCAUCGAAGAUAUUUUACUUCACAAGCCAAAACAGCUGUGUCGUGACGUCAGCUCCCUUUCAGCGUUAGUGCGACACCCGGGCCUCUCAGAAUACGGGUACCCAUGCCUAGGCGGCGCUCAUGUCAUCUACCCGCACCAGUUUUUUCAACAUGCCCAAGGGUUCAUGCCGAAACAUUCAGAACAUCCGUUUCUAGUACCAACUUCAGCUGGAUAUCCCCUGAACCCUUUGUUCCAACACGAUACCCCUGGGAAACACACUCACUGCCGACGGAGGAAGGCGCGCACGGUGUUUAGUGAUCAACAGCUAAAUGGCCUGGAGAAGAGGUUCGAAUCUCAACGCUAUCUGUCGACUCCGGAGAGAGUAGAGCUCGCCUCUCAACUCAGUCUGUCUGAAACUCAGGUUAAAACAUGGUUUCAAAAUAGACGAAUGAAACACAAAAAGUUACAGAAGAAAGGAGUUGAUGGAGAAGACGAUGAAAAUGUCAACGAUAUGAACGACGAAUCUGACAAUCCCGACAGUUUCUCUUCUAAACACGCGGACAACACGUCUGUGGACGGGAUGCCUCCUAUAUCAGUUGGAAGUUUGAAUUCAAGUUACGUUCAUGCGCAGACUAGUGCUUCCGGUGUUACAAUUUACGAAGAUUCCGACAACGAGGCGGAUGAGGAAAUCGACGUCGUGGACUCUGACAGUGAAAAAAUACCGUGA